Molecule: messenger RNA, 3436 nt
Organism: Physeter macrocephalus (sperm whale)
Lineage: Eukaryota; Metazoa; Chordata; Mammalia; Artiodactyla; Physeteridae
Gene: EPB41
Product: erythrocyte membrane protein band 4.1
Exons: 22
Coding region: 750-3167 (805 amino acids)
Biological process (GO): cortical actin cytoskeleton organization
Cellular component (GO): cytoskeleton; plasma membrane
Molecular function (GO): structural molecule activity; actin binding
Source: RefSeq, a predicted model, not a curated record
AGUUGCCCUGUCAGUGCAGGUGGAGGCCCCCGGCGGGGCAAAGUAGCAGGAACCUCUUAAAGGGCGAGAGUGGCGGAGGGCGAGAACGCGGCCCGGCCUGGCCCAGCCAGGUCUCCGCCCCAUCCGGCCCAGAGAAGAGUUUAGUGGCUGAGGCUGAAAGUCCACAGCAGCAACAACAGAAGGAAGAGGGUGAGGGAGCCACAAACUCGGGUCAACAGGAAACUCAGCUGGAAGAGGCUUCUCAACCAGCAGCCGAGGGAGAUAAUCAGUGUGAGCAGAAGCUGAAAACAUCUAAUGGAGACACUCCAACACAUGAAGAUUUGACCAAGAACAAGGAGCGGACAUCAGAAAACAGGGGCCUGUCACGGCUGUUCUCCUCAUUUCUCAAAAGGCCUAAGUCUCAGGUCUCUGAGGAGGAAGACAAAGAAGUAGAGUCAGUGAAAGAGAAAGGUGAAGGUCAUAAAGAGAUAGAAUUUGGAGCCAGUCUUGACGAAGAGAUCAUUUUAAAGGCCCCGAUUGCAGCUCCUGAGCCUGAGCUGAAAACUGACCCAUCCUUGGAUCUUCAUUCAUUAAGCAGUGCAGAAACACAGCCUGCUCAGGAAGAACACAGAGAAGAUCCUGAUUUUCAGACUGAGGAAGGAGGAGGACUUGAAGACUGCUCUAAAAUAGAAGUAAAAGAAGACAGUCCUGAAUCAAUAGCAGAAAGAGAAUUAAAAGCUUCCCAGAAAUUGAUCAGAAGACACAGAAACAUGCAUUGCAAGGUUUCUUUGUUGGAUGACACAGUUUAUGAAUGUGUUGUGGAGAAACAUGCUAAGGGACAAGAUUUACUUAAACGAGUAUGUGAACACCUCAAUCUUUUGGAAGAAGACUACUUUGGUCUAGCCAUUUGGGAUAAUGCAACCUCUAAGACAUGGCUGGAUUCUGCCAAAGAAAUAAAAAAGCAGGUUCGUGGUGUCCCUUGGAAUUUCACAUUUAAUGUAAAGUUUUAUCCACCUGACCCAGCACAGUUAACAGAAGAUAUAACAAGGUAUUAUUUAUGUCUUCAACUUCGGCAGGACAUAGUUGCAGGACGUCUGCCCUGUUCAUUUGCAACCUUAGCAUUAUUAGGUUCUUAUACCAUCCAGUCUGAGCUGGGAGACUAUGACCCAGAACUCCAUGGUGCAGAUUAUGUUAGCGAUUUUAAACUGGCCCCAAAUCAGACCAAGGAACUUGAAGAGAAGGUCAUGGAACUGCAUAAGUCAUACAGGUCCAUGACUCCAGCUCAGGCUGACCUGGAAUUUCUUGAGAAUGCCAAAAAGUUGUCUAUGUAUGGUGUUGACCUUCAUAAAGCAAAGGACUUGGAGGGAGUGGAUAUCAUCCUAGGUGUCUGCUCUAGUGGCCUUCUGGUUUACAAAGAUAAGCUGAGAAUUAACCGCUUUCCUUGGCCCAAAGUGCUGAAGAUUUCUUACAAACGUAGCAGCUUUUUCAUUAAGAUUCGGCCUGGAGAGCAAGAACAGUAUGAAAGUACCAUCGGAUUCAAACUUCCCAGUUACCGAGCAGCUAAGAAAUUAUGGAAAGUCUGUGUAGAGCAUCACACAUUUUUCAGACUGACAUCUGCAGACACCAUUCCUAAAAGCAAAUUUCUUGCCCUGGGAUCCAAAUUUCGAUACAGUGGCCGAACUCAGGCUCAGACCAGGCAAGCUAGUGCUCUGAUUGACAGGCCUGCCCCACACUUUGAGCGUACAGCAAGCAAACGGGCAUCCCGAAGCCUUGAUGGAGCAGCAGCCAUUGAUUCAGCAGACCGAAGUCCUCGGCCCACCUCUGCACCGGCCAUUGCUCAGAGUCAGGCCGCAGAAGGCAGCGUCCCAGGUGCACCUGUUAAAAAAGCAGUGGUUUCUAAAGCACCGAAGGAAACAGUGCAGGUUGAAGUCAAAAAGGAAGAAGUCCCACCUGAGCAACCUGAGCCAGAGCUCACAGAAGUGUGGAAGGUGGAAAAAACCCACAUCGAGGUCACAGUACCCACCUCAAAUGGUGACCAAACACAGAAGCUUGCAGAAAAUACUGAAGAUCUGAUAAGAAUGAGGAAGAAAAAGAGAGAGAGACUAGAUGGUGAAAACAUUUAUAUCAGACAUAGCAAUUUAAUGUUGGAGGAUUUAGACAAAAGUCAAGAAGAGAUCAAAAAACAUCAUGCCAGCAUCAGUGAGCUGAAAAAGAACUUCAUGGAAUCUGUACCAGAACCACAGCCUAGUGAAUGGGAUAAACGCUUAUCCACUCACUCUCCCUUUCGAACACUUAACAUCAAUGGGCAAAUCCCUACAGGAGAAGGAAAUAUAAAUGGCAUUCGCACAGAGGAGGUGGCUGCCAUGACCAAGGGGCCAUCUACCAACCCUGACUCUGAAUGGGAGGGCCCCAAGCAUUCAGUAAUUCCUAGUAAGAGCCAAAUGACUACCCCGUUGGAGUCUCCACAAAACUUUGACUUUGGCUCCCUCUCCAUAAGCAGCAAGGAGACAGAAGAGAAGGAGCAGGGGGCAACUGCCUAUCUUGAUAUUAAGGAAAUGUCGAGAGGUCCAAGUGGGGAAUGUGUAGGAGUGGAGGAACAGGCCAGUGCCUUAAAGUCCUCAAUAUCACCAGCUUCCUCUGAGCUGCAACUUGCUGAAAAAAAAGCAGAGAGUAGUGAAGAACAUGUUAUACCAGGAGAGCCUGUUGGAGAGCAAAAUGGAUCAUUUCUUGACUCUCAUGUGGGUAACCAGUUCCCCACCCUCAUUCGAAGUUUCCAGCCUCCCCUGGUGAAGACUCAGACUGUCACCAUCUCAGACACUGCCAAUGCUGUGAAAAGUGAAAUUCCAACCAAAGACGUCCCUAUAGUCCACACCGAGACCAAGACCAUCACUUAUGAGGCUGCCCAGACUGAUGACAGCAACGGGGACAUGGACCCAGGAGUCUUGCUGACAGCUCAGACCAUCACAUCUGAGACCACCAGCAGCACCACCACGACUCAAAUUACCAAGACUGUAAAAGGUGGGAUUUCAGAGACCCGGAUUGAAAAGAGAAUUGUGAUCACAGGAGAUGCCGAUAUUGACCAUGAUCAGGUCCUCGUACAGGCCAUCAAGGAGGCAAAGGAGCAGCACCCAGACAUGUCAGUGACCAAGGUGGUUGUCCAUCAGGAAACCGAAAUCUCUGAGGAGUGAGCUCAGGAACUGUCCUACCCUCCCCGCUCCCCCGACUCCCUGCCCAUCUCGCGUCCCAGAGAAAACCAGCAGAAUGAUAAAGAAGCUAACCUGCAAUAGUCAGACUUCAGACUUUGAAGAUGAUUGACUCUAAACCACCAGAAAAGCAAUUUCAUUUUCUAUUUGGAGUUUAUACCAGGAAAGUCUUCUAGAUAUCACUGAUCCUUUUGAAUACAUUUUUCUAUAUUGUGAUACCAGAAAUUGUUCAACUUUUCACUCUUUGGACUGUU